Tripterygium wilfordii is the source of this 1578-nucleotide messenger RNA. RefSeq lists its product as uncharacterized. Lineage: Eukaryota; Viridiplantae; Streptophyta; Magnoliopsida; Celastrales; Celastraceae. The transcript has a single exon. Bases 181 to 1353 code for a protein of 390 amino acids. The record is from RefSeq and is a predicted model, not a curated record.
CACGGGAAGGAAUAAGAAAAGGUCUCGUCCCCCGUCAAGUCAUGACCACAAUAUAACCGAACGGCCCAACCGUCUCGCUCUCAGACCUCUAUUUUCUCCUGAAAACAUUUUCUCCUUCGCUCAGUUAAUUCAUCAGAAACACAAUCGAUCGAUCAAAAUCUCUCCAAAUCCUUCCACAAUAUGCCGUUACCUGCGAAUGAAUAUCAGGGCUCCUUUCUGGGCCGAAUCAGUAUUCGCCGAAACCAGGUGAUCUCCAUGGACGGCAACCACGAACAGGAAAUGGAGGACCUCGAAUUGUUCCAGAAACACGUGGCGGAUCGAUUCGUAGACCUGGUGUCUCCGGCCGAAGACACAGCAUCCGCCGAACCCCUCCUCUCAAUAGCCUGGUUAAGGAGACUUCUCGACACCUUCCUCUGCUGCGAGUCCCAGUUCAAGGCCCUGCUAAUCAUGGGCCGCGACCCAUCCCACGUCGUCAAGCCACCGCUGGACCGAUUGAUCCCGGAAUUACUCGAACGCUCUGUGAAAUCGCUCGAUAUCUGUAACGCCGUCUGUAAUGGGAUCGAAUCGGUCCGCCAUUGCCAAAAAUUGGCUGAAAUUGUGGUCUCUGCUUUGGAACAGAGACCGAUGGGAGACGGACAAGUCAAGCGAGCCAAGAAGGCUUUGAGUGCUUUGGUUUUAGCGAUGGCGGCAGAUGAUAAGGAGGGAAACCAUAAGACUCCGGAGAGGACUUGGUCUUUUGGUCGCAGAGUCGGUAACAAGGAUCGCGGCGAAGGGAAUUUCAGGUCUCUGUCGUGGGCCGUGGCGAAGAAUUGGUCUGCAUCGAAGCAAAUUCAGGCGAUGACGAACAAUCUAGUAGCACCGCGCGGUGGAGAACCGACGGGAUUGGCCUUGCCUGUUUAUAUAAUGAGUGCUGUCAUGGUGUUUGUCAUGUGGGCUCUGGUGGCGGCGAUUCCUUGCCAAGAAAGGACCGGACUUGCCACGCACUUUCCGGUACCGAGGCAGCUGGGGUGGGCGCAGAAUAUGAUUGGAUUGCAGGAGAAGAUUGGGGAGGAGUGGAAGAAGAAAGAGAAGAAGGGCUCAGCUGGUUUGCUUGAGGAGAUGCAGAGGAUGGAGAAAUUGGGUCAAUCUUUGAUUGAUUUCACAGAAUCAUUUUCGUUCCCAGGGGAGGCAGAGAAACUGGAGGAGGUGGCGAUGCAGGUGGGAGAACUGGCGGAUAUUUGCCAGAAAAUGGAGGUUGGUUUGAUGCCUCUGCAGCAGCAGAUUAGGGAGGUAUUUCAUAGGGUUGUUAGGAGCAGGACAGAAGUUCUUGAAAUAUUAGAGCAUUCAGGGAAAGUCCCUUCGCCAAUUAUGUAAAAUCAUGGGCUUUUUGAGGUGAGUCCCAUGAUUCUGGCUUCAAAUUGUUCAUGGCUCUGUUUUUGAACUUAGAAUGUGGAAUUUGAUUCAGAUUCUUUUGUUUUUUUUCCCCUUAAUAGUUUGUUUUGUGAACAAAUGCCCGAGUUUGCAUUUCUGAUUAUGAUAUAUGUCCCUUUCCUUCCUUUGUACAUAUAUAUAUAUUACAUCAAGGUUUUCUUUUCUGCA